CUCGAGAGUCAUUUUACUACAGUAGGCUAACCUAAUCUUAACUGACGCGCCAUGCCUCGCUAUACAGUUCACAUUCGGGACGAGUGGCUGGCUGUUCCCUGUCGGGACCCCACCUACACCAUCCAAUGGCUGGGCUACGAGGCGCUCAAACGCUACACCAAGAACAAGCCCGACAACGGGGGCAUCAAGGCGGUGAAAGACAUUCGGUUUGUCGCUAGGAGGUGCCAGGGACAGGGGCUGUUGGACGGCGAUGACACCAUAGAGGAUGUCCUCGAGGACAAUGACUUCGUCGAAAUUGCCAUCGAAGGGGAUACCAUGUCUACAGACUUCGUUCCAUACCAGCCUGGAGUUUCACACCUGACAGCUGCAUAUAGAGAAUCAGACAAUUACCUUUUCUUAGACGGCAACAGCCUGACUUCGACAGACCUGGUGAAUUUAGGAAGGGGUCUGUACAAGAUCAAGCUGACCUCAGAGGCAGAGAACGGAGUUGUGAAAUCCAGAGAGCUUCUGGACACCAUCGUCAAGGAGAACAAAGUUGUCUAUGGAAUCACUACAGGAUUUGGUAAAUUUGCCCGGACUGUCAUUCCUGUCCACAAGCUCAAGGAGCUACAGGAAAAUCUGGUGCGAUCACACUCUGCAGGUGUGGGCAACCCACUGAGCCCAGAGAGGACCAGGAUGUUGUUGGCUCUGAGGAUCAAUGUCCUGGCUAAAGGAUACAGUGGAAUCUCCCUGGAAACCCUGCACAGAAUGAUUCAGGCCUUCAAUGCGUCCUGCCUGUCCUUCGUCCCUGAGAAGGGAACAGUUGGUGCCAGCGGAGACCUGGCCCCCCUCUCCCACCUGGCUCUGGGGCUGAUGGGAGAAGGCAAGAUGUGGUCACCCAAGAGUGGAUGGGCCGACGCCAAAUACGUACUGGAGGCUCAUGGACUCAAGCCAAUAUCACUGAAGCCCAAGGAGGGCCUGGCGUUAAUCAAUGGGACCCAGAUGAUCACGUCUCUGGGGGCAGAGGCAGUGGAGAGAGCCCAGGCCAUCGCCAGGCAGGCGGACAUCAUCGCUGCUAUCACCCUGGAGGUGCUGAAGGGGACCUCCAAGGCCUUCGACAGCGAUAUCCACGCCCUGCGGCCCCAUCCAGGACAGAUAGAAGUGGCCAUGAGGUUCCGCGCCCUACUGGACUCAGACCACCACCCCUCGGAGAUCGCAGAGAGCCAUCGGUUCUGUGACAGAGUCCAGGAUGCCUACACCAUGCGCUGCUGUCCUCAGGUCCACGGUAUUGUGAACGACACAAUAGAUUUUACCCAGAAAAUCAUCAACACAGAGAUCAACAGCGCCACCGACAACCCUAUGGUGUUUGCAGAGAGAGGAGAGACCAUCUCAGGAGGAAACUUCCAUGGAGAAUACCCAGCAAAGGCCCUGGACUUCUUGGCUAUAGGUGUCCAUGAGCUGGCAGCCAUCAGUGAGAGGAGGAUUGAGCGUCUGUGUAACCCGUCUCUCAGUGAGCUGCCAGCCUUCCUAGUCAACGAGGGAGGGCUCAACUCUGGAUUCAUGAUCGCACACUGUACAGCCGCUUCCCUGGUUUCAGAGAACAAGGUGCUGUGCCACCCGUCUUCAGUGGACUCCCUGUCCACCAGCGCAGCCACCGAGGACCACGUGUCCAUGGGAGGCUGGGCAGCCAGGAAAGCCCUGAGGGUCGUGGAACAUGUGGAACAAGUCCUAGCAAUCGAGCUGCUAGCUGCCUGCCAGGGCAUUGAGUUCCUCCGCCCCCUGCGUACCACAACACCAUUGGAGAAGGUCUAUGACCUUGUACGCAGCGUAGUCAAGCCCUGGAUCAAGGAUAGGUUCAUGUCUCCAGACAUUGAGGCGGUCCAUCGUCUUCUUCUAGACCAGAAGGUGUGGAACGUGGCUCAGCCAUACAUUGAGAAGUAUAACAUGGAGCUUCUUCCUGAGUCCCGCCCCACCUCUCCUACUGCCUUCUCAUUGGAUCCCCCAGCAUCACCACGGAAACGCAUCCGCCUCGAGUGACAUCAUCAUUAUCAUCUGUCUAAAUGUAUACUUUUUGUCUCCCUGUAUUUCAGACAAAUGUUUUAUUCCUUCCGCAACCCCAGCUGCUUCAAUAAUUAUUGUGUAUUCCAUGCUAGUUUUGAACAAGGAGUUGUCGGAUAACAUUGAUUGAGGCUAGACAGUAGAUCUUAUUCGUCACUGAAACUAGAUAGAGCUUGAUUUAAUGUAUUAAACUUUCUUCACAAAAGCAAUAUGAAAUUAUUUUUUCAAUAAAUGACAAUUUCAUGCCUUA
Coregonus clupeaformis (lake whitefish) is the source of this 2287-nucleotide messenger RNA. RefSeq names its product histidine ammonia-lyase (gene hal). Gene Ontology annotation, biological process: L-histidine catabolic process. Gene Ontology annotation, molecular function: histidine ammonia-lyase activity. Gene Ontology annotation, cellular component: cytoplasm. Lineage: Eukaryota; Metazoa; Chordata; Actinopteri; Salmoniformes; Salmonidae. The transcript has 20 exons. The coding region runs from base 52 to 2016 and encodes 654 amino acids. The record is from RefSeq and is a predicted model, not a curated record.